This is a messenger RNA of Lathyrus oleraceus (garden pea), 1097 nucleotides long. RefSeq lists its product as uncharacterized. The coding region runs from base 12 to 485 and encodes 157 amino acids. NCBI's taxonomy places the organism in Eukaryota, Viridiplantae, Streptophyta, Magnoliopsida, Fabales, Fabaceae. Gene Ontology annotation, biological process: RNA catabolic process. The transcript has 2 exons. Gene Ontology annotation, molecular function: ribonuclease T2 activity; RNA binding. Gene Ontology annotation, cellular component: extracellular region. The record is from RefSeq and is a predicted model, not a curated record.
UCAAUACUAAAAUGAAGAUGUUAAUGAUUUUGUUGAUAUUGAUUUCCUUCUUACAAUCAUGCGUAGGAUCAUUUGAUUAUUACAUGUUAUCGGAAACAUGGCCACCAGGUUACUGUCAGAAUAAUCGCUGUGAUCUUACUAAACCGAAACUUUCAAAAUUCAGUAUCCAUGGCCUAUGGCCUCAACAGAACACCAGACCUACUGUUGAUCCAUCUCCUUGCCAAACAACUAAGUUACCAAAGAACAACCUUGAUUGGCCAUCUUUAACCUACACGGGUAACAGAGCCUUUUGGCAAGCUGAGUGGGAUAAACACGGCUCUUGCUCCUUGUUGAAACCAAUUGAAUACUUCACACUCACAAUAGAUCUUUAUCAUAGAGCUAAUAUCAAAGAGAUACUUCGAAAAAAAGGUAUAAUAUCUCAUGUAGGUGAUGUUAAGCGCUAUACCAAAAAAGAAAUUGAAGGACGCUAUAGAGUCGCAUCCUGACAUUUGAGCUAAAUCUCAACUCUUCAGAAGGUGGUUGUCUUAUCAAAGUGGAAAGCAACACUUCAGAAGGUGGUUAUCUUAUCAACCACUGAAGCGGAAUAUAUCGCCCUCACUGAAGCGGUAAAAUAAGCAUUAUGACUUGAAAUUUUUGUUAAGGAGCUGGAAUUUCAAGAUCGAGUUAUCACUCUUAAAUAUGAUAGUCAAAGUGUUAUACACUUGUCAAAGAAUUCAGCAUAUCAUGAGCGAAUCAAACACAUUGAUGUCAGACUGCAUUUCGUACGAGGGGUAAUCGAGCGUGGAGAAGUCCAAGUAUUGAAGGUUUCGACAUAUCAAAAUGCUGCCGAUAUGAUCACCAAGAUAUUACCAAGUUGCAAGUUUUUCCACUGUAUGCGUUGAUAAAGCUGCAUGAAGAAAGUUAAUUUGUUCCCUUUAUGUUAUAGAGUUUGUUCUAAGGUGGAGAUUUGUGAGAUAUUGGAUUGAACUCUAGUAUGGUCGAAGGGUAACUUCUUGAUUCGAUAAUUCGACACGACCUUAGCAUGUUAUCAAAGUUUGUUCACAUGUUGUAUUUGAAAUAUGAUAUGAUUAUUAGCAUGUCAAAUUGGACAUGUUUGU